Molecule: messenger RNA, 2643 nt
Organism: Xenia sp. Carnegie-2017
Lineage: Eukaryota; Metazoa; Cnidaria; Anthozoa; Malacalcyonacea; Xeniidae
Product: rac GTPase-activating protein 1-like
Exons: 23
Coding region: 445-2292 (615 amino acids)
Biological process (GO): signal transduction
Source: RefSeq, a predicted model, not a curated record
GUUUGUGAAACAAUUCUCAAAUGUUGUAAUGUUUAAGUUUGCGCAACAUUGAAAUAGUUGAAUACGCAUGAAUAUAAACAUCAAGCUGCCAUUCCUUUUACACAUGAAUAUUGACUGACUAUAUGAAAAAGAAUAAGAAGUUUUUUCUUUGUCGAAAAGGUUACGUUUGCGUCCAUUUACGUCUGCGUCAAAUUGUGACCUUUGACCAGUGAAAUGAAUAUUAUAGAAAAGUUCACUGUGCGCUUGUGCCUUCUUUCACAAAAUACCAUGGCAGCGGAUUCGUUCAUUUUUGCAGGCUUCUGAUUGGUUGAAGUAGAUUCAAAAGAGAAUGUGGAGGGAUUUUCAACAACGACCAGACAAUAUACAAACGAGACAAACUUUAACGAAACAAAUUUGUUUUAUUUUCCGUUCCCUCACAUAAAAGAUCCUCGUAAGGGGGACGAGAUGGCGAAUGUACCAUUAUUACAUUUAUUUGACGAUAUGGUCCGCAAGUCUGAAGUGUUAUCUUCCGGCAUCGAGAAAGAGUUUAUAGCAUUCGCUACGUAUCAAGAAAACUGCCGCCAACAGUGGUGUUUGGAUCAAGACGAAAUAGCCAAAUUGCGAAAAGAAAACGCCAAAUUAAAGGCUGACACUGAAGCACUGAAUGCGAAGCUAACCCAUGCAAGAAAUGAGCAGUUGAGUGAGAGAAACAAGAGACAAAAAGCAGAGAAUGCACAACAGCAUUUGGAAAGUCAGGUAGCACUCAUUAAAGAACUGCUCAAUGAUGAGGACGCAAGGAACAGGUUGAAAGAAAAGGAAGUGAAGCUUCUCACGCAGAUCAGUCAUUGCCAGCAAGUUAUCGUCAAUAGUCCUGUAAAAAGGGCUCACGAACCAGACGUGUCCCAAUUAUCGGCAUCCUUUUCUGAUGACGAUUACACUGAAGACGAUCUGACGAACACCGUGAAUAAAUUCGGUGAAGUUGAAGAGCACACGCCUCCGAAGAGACUAAGGAAGAGCUACUCGACGGUAGAAGCGAAGAUACCUGGAAGCGAGGUUAACGGGUCUCCUGUUUUGAAUUUGUCAAAAGCUACGAGUGCCGUGUAUUUGAAACCCUUGGAAAAUCAAGCUGAAUUACCACCUUCUGGGAGUAAACCCCAGCAUCAGCAGGUGGCUCGUCUAUCCCAACGGACUAACACGGAUCAAAGGACGCCUAAUACCCGGUCUGCUUCACCAAUAUGGAGUAACUCGCAGUCCAAUGGAAAGAAACCUAAGAGCCACGACUUCGUUUCAAAAACUGUUUUGAAACCAGAAUCAUGCAAAGCCUGCGGCAAACUUAUUCGAUUUGCGAAAUUGGCCUUGAAGUGUCGAGACUGUCGUGUGAUCUGCCACACGGAGUGUAAGAAUCUCGUUCCACUUCCUUGCAUUCCUGUUAAGCGCACACCUAAUUCAACCAAAAAACCAGUUGAAGAGAAUAUCGAGUUCUAUGCUCCCACAGUAAGCCCGAGGAUUCCUGCGUUAGUGCUUCGUUGUGUAGAAGAGAUUGAACGGCGAGGAUUGAACCAACUUGGACUGUACAGAGUUCCUGGGUCUGAGGCACGUGUUCGUGAAUUGAUGGCGGAAUUUUUGAAAGGGAAAGGCUCUCCCGAUCUGACGAAGGAAACUGAUGAAAAUGUCAUCUGUGGAACCUUGAAAUCUUUCCUCAAACAGCUAUCCGAGCCGAUUCUGACAUACGCGUUGCAUAAACGGUUUUUGGAAGCUGUUGAAAAACCGGACGAAGACGAUGCACUAUUAUUUCAAGCUGUCAGCGAACUGCCCGCUGCGAACAGGGAUACCUUGGCUUAUCUCAUGGUGCAUUUGCAGAAGAUAGCUCAGAGUCGUGAAUGUAAGAUGCCUGUGACAAACAUUGCUAAAGUGUUUGCACCAACUCUUGUUGGCUACAGCUGUCCUCAUCCUGAGCCCGUACAGAUGUUGACCGAGGCCAAAAUCCAGCCGAAGAUUGUAGAGAAACUGUUGGAAAUGCCAGUUGAUUAUUGGAAGCAAUUUCUAAGUGUAAACGAGGAGAACAUUCGAUCACCUCCAUUCAAUCCCAAUACUCAUAACGCUGACGGAACUCCAAAAACUCCGCAGGGCUUGACUGCACCUGGAGCCAGUAUGCUUGGCCCAGCAAGAAGUGGGGACACGCCUGGUGGCAAAUCAGUAAAGAAGAAAGGUAGCCUCCUGGGACGGACUCCACUCACUCCAAGAUUUGGAAGCAAAAGCAAACGUCCAAAUAAAAGACCGCAUCAUUUCUUUGAUUCGCCCAUGCUGAAAUAAGCAAUUUUGAGGACAUGGUGGAUAUUUUAACGAGAAAAACCUUUUUGCUGUAUUCUUAUGAGUGGUGACAGAUUAAAUUUCGAACCAACGGGAACAAUUUACUUGACUUCUGUGUUGUAGAGUAGCUUUAAUCAUUCAUAGCUAGAGUUGAUUUAUCUGAUUAUUGCACGAAGAGUGACUAUCAUUACGAUAAUGCAAACUUUUUUCUCCAUUUAAAGCUUUAUAAUGUCCCGUGUUUGUAUUCUUGUAGUUUAAGUUAGUACAAUAGGUCUACAAUUUUGUAUAUCGAUCAAUCGUAGAAGAUGUACUAAUUAAUAUAUAAAUUAUUUGUCGUGGGACAUUUUUCUUUAA